Messenger RNA from Tuber aestivum (summer truffle), 3146 nucleotides. NCBI's taxonomy places the organism in Eukaryota, Fungi, Ascomycota, Pezizomycetes, Pezizales, Tuberaceae. The record is from the annotation of a GenBank genome assembly.
AUUCUAACUUGCCUUUCCUCCACUCUCCCAAUCCCCGAGCCCCAAGUCUCGGCUUUAGCACGUUAUCCGUACCCUUCUCCCGAAUUUCUACAUCUUUCCCUAUUGUUUUGUUCCCCCCACCAACUGGUUUUCACCGCUGUUGGCCUUACCCCUUCUCUCUUUGGUCAGAGAUAUCAUUGGUUCCCUGCCACUUACAGUAUUCGCACUAGCACGAAUAAUAUACCCUUCAACCAAACCCUUCUUUCCCUCCACUUGUCUCCACCUUUCACCCCACCUUCCCUCCUUGCACCCCUCUACCACGACCACCGCCACCACUCCUACUAACCAUACACCCGCAACUAUCGCGCCCCUCCCUUGAAAAUCCUUCCUCGUGGCAGCGUUCAGCUAUAACACAAAGAUGCUGCAAUCGCAGCAGCAGCAGCAGCAGCAGCCGAUCUUUCAGAACCACCAGCACUUUCAGCCACAUGAUCAGAACAAUUGGCAUCAUGCAGCCCAACAGCAGCAGGCCCAGCAGCAGCAGCAGCACCACCAACAGCAACAGCAACAGCAACAGCAACAGCAACAGCAACAGCAACAGCAACAGCAACAGCAACAACCUCAGUUUGGCAUGCCUAGUAGACCUAUGUUAACACCUUCGCAGCCUUCUCCCGCUCCGAAUCCGCAGUUAUCCUUGAUGGGUGUUAGAGCUGGGACCGAGGAGGAUCCUAAGGUUUACGGGUGGAUACUUGAGUUGAUGCAGGGCACUAAUAGAGAGGCUGCUCUGCUGGAGUUGAGCAAGAAGAGGGAGCAGGUGGACGAUCUUGCGCUGAUUCUUUGGCACUCUGUUGGUAUGAUUUGGGCUUUAUAUCCAUGUCUGGGGUGGGGGCUAGGUUGUCUAGGGACUAGGAUUUACUGAUUGCGGCGUACGUGUACUAGGUGUUAUGACGGCCUUGUUACAGGAGAUCAUCUCCGUGUAUCCGCUGCUCAUGCCCUCCAGCCUUACCGCCGCUGCCUCUAAUCGCGUGUGCAACGCCUUAGCCCUGUUACAAUGUGUUGCGUCACAUAAUGAUACCAGAGGACUCUUUUUGAACGGUCGGUACUGCUCGUCGGGGUGCUGAGGAGUGAGAUGACUUGCUAACCAAAAGGCCUUGUAGCUCAUAUCCCUCUUUUUCUAUAUCCGUUUUUGAACACUACGUCAAAGUCUAGGCCAUUUGAGUAUUUGCGUCUUACCUCAUUGGGUGUCAUUGGGGCCCUAGUCAAGAAUGAUUCCUCCGAUGUUAUCAACUUUCUCCUAUCUACUGAAAUUAUCCCCUUGUGUCUUCGCAUCAUGGAGACUGGGUCCGAGCUCUCCAAGACGGUCGCAAUAUUCAUUGUUCAGAAGAUCCUCCUCGACGACAUGGGACUAGCCUACAUCUGUCAAACUUACGAACGCUUCUAUGCCGUCGGAACUGUCUUGAGCAACAUGGUCACCCAGCUCGUGGAUCAGCAAACGGUUAGGCUACUCAAGCACGUGGUUAGGUGCUUUCUUCGGUAUGUCUCUGUCCUCUCUUCCCUCCCUUUCUUCCUUUCCCUUUUUCCUUUUGUCCAUUCAGGUGGUGAGUGGGAUUUCCUGACUCUCUACGCAAAUUACUGACCCCAUUAUUGGUUUACUGAAAAAUAUAGCUUGAGCGAUAACCCCCGUGCUCGCGAAGCUCUCAGACAGUGCCUUCCAGAGCCGUUACGUGACGCAACGUUCUCUUCAGUUCUUCGUGACGAUGCAGCGACAAAGAGAUGCCUUGCCCAGCUCUUGAUCAACCUUUCGGAUUGUGUUGUUGAAUAAGACGGCAAUCCAUUAACUGCCUACCCUCGUACCUCUUAUCCAUCCUAUAAGCCCUCAAUGAAUGCACAAAGAGAAAAAAGAAAAAAGAGAGAAAGAAAGAACAGCAUCGAUAAACUAAUAAAGGCACAUGUACGAAUAAUGAAGUGCAGGAAAAAAAAGAAAAACAAAAAAAACAAAAAAACAACAACGGAAAACUGGAUAUCGUUAUAACAGUUAAUAUCGGAUGGGUAUGAUGAUACCUUUGGAAGAGGAAGCAAACCCGAGUUUUGAGAUAACCACGACGACUAUGACGGCUAGGAUUUGUAAACCAGAAUUUGUGCCCUGUUUUUUUCCUUUUCGUUGCUUUCCCUCUUUUACACCCUUGUUACCUUCUUAGCUCACCUAUCUCUUCUCAUUGGCUCCAAACCUAAACAUUCAAAAAAGUAUUUUAAUAUUGUUGCCCGCCCGCUCUCUUGGACUCGGGAGCACAAUAAUAAUUCUUCCUUUCUUCGUGUCAGGUUUCUCCUACUUUAUUUACUUUUUGACUUUGACACGAUUCUUUCUUACGGUGUUCCAUCAUUUCAUUUCAUUUCCAUUUUUACGGGUCUGGUCGGGUCUGGUUAGGAUUUUUCCCUUUUUUUCCUUUCUUGUUCUUUUGUCACGGUGGGUGAGGCGAACCGAAGGAUGGAGGAAUGGACGAUUGGCAUGCGUGGCUGAUUGUUAUUAGUAUAUUGCGGUACAUAGGUUUGUAAAUAGUUUUUUUUUUUUUUUGAAAAAAGUGUGGUGGUACUUGGGUGGUUAUACUGGAGAUUGUGAAGGAGGGUGAAAUGGUGAUGGAGGAGAAGAGAAGAGAGUGUAUUUUUAUUUUUUGCAGAGUAGUAAUUUUAAAGCUUGGUGCGGCGACGCUUAUGAUUGUUGUUUACCGUGGUUGGUUGGUUGGUGAUGAGGGUGUUGUGAUAAUUGGUGACUCUUGCCCCCCACCCAGCCCCAUUCACCAGACCACGUAGACUUCAAGAACCCACCCUCCCAUAAUACCUAUCAAAGACAUAGUACAGUAUUCGUACUGUACAGCCGCCUUCAUACCCGUCCAAGCAAACCCCCAGUCUUCGGAAACACUUGGCUGGCCCUCACUUCCCUGUCUAUUUCUCAGACAGCCAGAUCAUGAUAAAAUCCUACGGGUUCCCUAGAGGCGUGACCUGGGUACAAUUAUCGGAAAAAAAAAUUCUUUGCCGUUGAUAUAUAUAUAGUUCCCGAGAUGCGGGUGGUUGCAAUUGCUGGUGUCUAGUAGCUAAACACUCAAUAUUUUCCAUAUGAUACAUAGAUAGGAUAUUGCCCUCCCUGUCCUAGAGAGAGACGCCCACACCCAACC